AUGACCGCCCAGCUGCUUGCGACGGAGCUCGCCAAUCUCAUCCAGGAGAGCAAGCGGAAGCACCACGAUCUAAGACAGGCUGCCGAGAAGUCAUUAGAAGAGCUCAAGAGUCUGCGAACGUCGUCCGAAGCUCAGACAGCUGCUGGUAGAGCGCCCCUAGCCUCAUCCACUCACAGGGCCAACUUUGUGAAUCCAUUCAUCAUCGCCUGCGGAACCAAGAAUGCCAAGUUCACUGGCAUUGCAGUCGUCUGCCUGCAGCGGCUCAUCGUCGCCAAGGCACUGCCGCGCCCGCGUCUCAACCAGGUGCUUGAGGCCUUGAGGGAAGCCACGUCGGCAGGUCUGGAUGUCCAGCUCAAGAUCCUGCAAGCUCUCCCGUCACUGCUGCAGAACUACUCGGCCGAGGUCAAUGGGGACCUGCUAGUUACUGCACUGAACAUUUGCUUCAUCCUGCAGUCGAGCAAGAAUGCCAUCGUCAACAACACAUCUGCCGCCACUUUGCAGCAGCUUGUCGUAUCAGUGUUCGACAAAGUGGUAGUUGAGGAUAAGUCAUCUUCAGAUGCCCCCACGGUGGGAGAAGCACCGACCCAAGAAGGCACGGUUGCCCUGAAGGCUUCGGCUCUGGACGCGUUCCGGGUGUUCAAUGACUUGUGCCUUCUCACUGAGCUACAAAGACCCGAGUACCUCAGGUUCUCGGGCCUCUCGCAGACCUUUGGCCUGGAACUAAUCGAGUCUGUUCUCACAAACCAUGCCGCCAUCUUCACGUCCCACCCAGAGCAGACCCAUGUGCUGCGUACACGGGUCAUGCCUCUGCUCAUAAACUCGCUCUCCGGACACCCAAAUUUCGCAACAAGCGUCCGGCUCAUGCGUAUCCUCUACACAUUGCUCCGGAGACACCUGUCACUCCUCCCUUCUGAAAGUGCCGAUGCGCUCGAUGUUCUGACGCAGAUCCUCGACCAAGACACCACCAUCUGGAGACGAGCAUUAUGCAUGGAAGUGUUCAGAGGCAUCUUUUCUGAGCCUGCACUACUUCGGCGCAUUUUCAUGAUGUAUGAUGGCCAAGAAGGCGAGAAGAAGAUCCUCAAGAACCUGACGGCUACCUUCGUGCGUGUGAGCACCGAGCGACCCGCCAUCAUCGGCCUUGGACAUCAGUCGACGAUACCCGUGGCCAAUCCUUACGCCAAUGUCGGCACGAGCACUGAUCAAGCUGCGUUAGAAGCAAGCGGCGUAACGGGGUUCAUAAGUAGUUCCGUUGGCGGUGAGGGCCACGACACCGGCAUCAGCACGCAGUGGAGCUCUGUGCGUGUCCCUUGCAUUGACCAGCUCGACAAGACCGAGUCGCCGGCCAUCCCUGAAUCAUAUCUGUACAGUCUCACGCUGUCGUGCAUCAACUCCCUGUCUGAAGGGCUUGCCAAGUUCAUUCUUCCACUCACGGUGCCUACCGAUGUUCGGAAUCGGAAGCGCAACGGGAAGCAAGAUGCUACGGGUCGGGAUUCUCCCGCUCCUGGGAGCGAAGAACGUGUAGCAGGUAAAUCUGCCGCUCUGGAGCGCUCGUCUUCGUUCAAGAAGAACCCAGUUCCGAUCAAUCCUCUCACCUUAGAGGAUCACCCCUUGUACCAAGAUAUCAAGGCGAGUGCUGCGCUCAUAGAAGAGUGUUGGCCGGCCAUCCUGGCCACUUGCUCAACAUUUCUGUAUGCCGCGCUGGACUCUGAUUACUACCACGGCCUAGUGAGAGCCUUCCAGAAAUUCACUCAUGUGGCCGGCCUGCUUCAAUUAGACACACCCCGCGAUGCCUUCUUGACGACUCUGGGCAAGGCAGCUGUGCCACCCAAUGUGUUCACAGCGUGCCUCAACGCCGGGCCCAGACCCUCGACCCCUACACCAACUACGGAAACGCCCAACAGUAUACUUGGAAAUGCAAGAGGAUUACUGAGUGUGGACAGCUUGGUCAGUCAAGCUUCGUCCAACCAGGAGCGUCAGAGACAACCGUCGGUAGACGCCGCGCCUUCGACUCUCAACACCAGAAACAUGCUCUGCCUGAGAGCUCUUUUGAACCUAGGAAUUGCCCUAGGUCCUACCCUUUCCUCUUCGUGGCAGAUCAUACUCGAGACUCUUCAACAGGCAGAUUUUGUCCUGUUCGCGUCUGGAAAAGUAGCGGGACGGACGCCCAUCGUGUCGAGAACUCCCGACCAGCAAGCCGAGAACGAAACCAACAUGUUGCUCGCGAACUUCGGCUCCGAGAUCAAGGCUGUCGAAACCGCUGCGUCGCGGCUUUUCGAAAGCACAGUGGACUUCCCAAAUUCCUCCUUUGUCGAGGUGAUCACUGCUGUCUGCAACCUCCUGGACAAAAACGAGGAACGACCUUCGACAGCAGACAGUCGGCCACAGUCGCCGCCGUCUGGAGGCUCCACGCUCAAGGCACCCGGUGGACAGCACCGAAGGGUGCUGAGCAUUUCUACAACCGCUGCCACAGGGCCGAACCAAGAAGACCAGUUUGCUCUUGCCAAGCUCGGCGACAUCGCUACCAUCAACUUGGAAAGGCUGCUCAGCUAUCCGCCCGAGUCAUCUGGCUGGGUGCCACUGACCUCGGAACUGAUAGAGACCCUCAGCUCUUCUUCGGCGUCCUCGCCAGUGAGGCUCCGAGCCGCCGAGAUCCUCGUCCGCCUCGUGCUCGAGUCUUUCAGCGCCGUGACGUCCCGCCCGACGAGCGAUCGGGCCAAGAUCCAGCUUCGGCUUCUCCAAGUGCUGGACCAGGCCUUGCGUCCGCUCCAGAAUAGCGACCGCAACGUCUCCGUGACCGCGCACGCCGCCGAUCUAGACAUCCACAGGACCAUCCUCGAGGGACUGAGGAGCAUCCUCGAGAACUGUGGCGAGUCUCUUGUCAGCGGCUGGGAUCUUGCGUUCGCCAUCAUCGACAGCAUAUUCCUGUCCAAGAGGUUUGCGGCCGAGGAAGGCGCCAUCUUGCAGGCCGACCAGAGCGUCUUGAUGACGCGGUCGGUCAAGCUGAUCAAGCCGGCGUUCAGCUCACUACAGCUCAUCUGCUCUGACUUUUUGUCCUCGCUCCCAAACAUCUGCUUUCUCAAUCUAGUGGAUACCCUGUACAAGUUCUGCUCACAGGACGACGAGCUCAACGUCGCGCUUACGACUGUGACUUUCUUUUGGGUCAUCUCCGACUUUCUCUCCGGGCGUAGCCAGUCCAUUACCAUCACAGAGGCCAUGAUGGAAGGAUUCAGUGACAAGGAGUUGACCCAGAUAGCCUCCGACUCUGCUCGCCCUGGCUCAAGCGCAGCGUUAUGGAUGCUGCUCUUGCAUCGCCUCACUAUCGUAGCAACUGAUAGUAGGCUGGAAUUGCGAAAUAGCGCAAUCCAAACGUUGCUGCGGAUUGUCCACGCAUAUGGCAGCAGCUUGAAUCCAGACUCAUGGGCUAUCUGCAUCAAGUCAGUCAUUUUCCGGCUCCUUGAAUCCAUGCAAAAGAGGCUGGCCUCAGCCCACGAAGAAAGCCACGGCCCAGGUGGCACAGCCGAGUGGGACGAGACAGCUGUGGUCGUGAUCGACGGGGUGUCUGGCCUGUUUGCCAGCUACCUAGAUGUGUUGACGGUGCACAAAAACUUCAACUCCCUAUGGAAGCACCUCCUUGGGUGUUUUGGUUCUAUGUUAGACUUCAAAUCUCUGGAAAUCAACAGUGCCGUCUUCAACAGCCUUGCCAGCAUUCUCUCCAAGUGCAACACGGGCUCGGCACAGAAUCUCAAGACCGAUAGCAUCGAUAUCGCAUGGGAGCUGUGGUCCCGAGGGGUGCCUCAGUCACCGGGAGGCGAAGUCAAGACCGAGGACCAGCAGAAAUCACUUCUCUCUUGGGUCGAGGCUUUGCUUCAGAUGUACCGUCUCAUCGCGGAAGAUCUACAAUUUGACCGCGUCAAGACGAUUCUGAGGUUGCUGAGAGAAGCCAUGCUUCUUGCCAUGGCCGGCUCUUACGCCAGCGACAUUGAAUUCCCAACCCAGUUGCAAGGACGCAUCCUAGACUUCUUCAAGACGACUCGCACAGAUAUCUCCGAGGUUCCUGCCGCGAUCAUAGCCCAGCUUGCCGAGUUCGUUGCAUUGGCAUUUACAGACGAGCGGAUCCAGCUGGGCUCGAGUCAGAAACAGCAGACCUUUGUCGCGAUGUCCAAGGAGAGCAUGAAGGUGCUGAAAUAUCACAUCACCCAGAACGCAUCAGACACGCACAUAUUCACCGAGGGCGCCUUUUCGGCUGCGCUGUCAGCUCUCGCCAAACCGAUUACGCUGAAGUACCGUUUCCCCAUAGUGACCAAGUCAACACAGCCAUGGCAAGAAGCCACGAGUGCCGCCCUCGCCGUCCUAGAAGCCACCAUACCUCACCUACAGGGACAAGGCAUCCCGCGCCCCACGGUCCGAGAGAUCUGGCAGGUCAUCGUCUCCAUCGCCGCCGGCAUCAUCAGCGCCGACGCCGUCGACGCCGCCCCGGCAGGCGCAGACCUCGCCGCCGACGAGCGGUUCGACAUCGACGCCUUCCGCGCGCUGCGCGAGCUCGUCAUCCCGCUGCUCGGCGCCGACGCCGCCGUGGCCGAGAAGACGCGCAGGGCGUACGCCGAGGCGCUCUUCCGCACGUCGGUCAUCCACGCGCCCGCGCCCUCGGAGGCCGGGCUGUUCGUCGUCAGCACCGGCACCGGCACCGCCGCGCCGGACACGGACCCGGCGCGGCGGGGCCAGCUCGCGGGCCUGCUGCACGAGCCGCUGCGCGUGGGCCGCACGGCGGAGCCGCCGCCGGCGCGCCGCGAGGCCAUGGCGUACGAGUGCCUGCAGGAGCUGUUCGCGCUGGUGGCGGCGCGCGACGACGACGCGGCGGCCUCGACGCCGACGAUCGUCGUGCAGCCGCCGACGCCGCGCUUCCCGCCUCCCCAGAUGACGCUGCCGCCCGGCCACGGCCGCGGCCACGGCCACGGCAACAAGAGCCACGGGGACGGGUCGGCGAUGCACGCCGCGCUCGCGCGCACGGCGGCGCCGUACCUCAUCGUGCGGUGCGCGCUGAGCCUGCGCGCGUACGCGGCCGACCAGCCGCUGCGGGGCCACAUGCCGCAGCCGCUCUCGCAGCGGCGCGAGAUGGGCGCCGUGCUCCGCGCGCUCGUGGACCUGCGGUCCGAGCCGGGCGCCAUUCCGGACUCGGCGGGCGUGGAGUGCGAGGGCAGGAAGCACCUCCUCCGGCUGUACCCUUUGCUCGUGCGGUGCGCGGGCGUGGCGGGGGCGGCCGGGGACGACAAGGUGCUCGGGCUCGUGGGGGAUGCGCUGGGGGUCGUUGGCGGGGAGUUGGGGCUUUGA
This is a messenger RNA of Thyridium curvatum, 5328 nucleotides long. RefSeq lists its product as uncharacterized. The record is from RefSeq and is a predicted model, not a curated record. The transcript has 5 exons. Bases 1 to 5328 code for a protein of 1775 amino acids. NCBI's taxonomy places the organism in Eukaryota, Fungi, Ascomycota, Sordariomycetes, Thyridiales, Thyridiaceae.